UCUUCUAACCAAACUCAAUGAUAACUAUUUCACUCUUUUAUAUGCAGGCAUAAGUGUUUUCACUUGAUCUACAAGCUUUUUUAGAGGUAUGGCUCGAGGCAGAGGUCGUGGGAAGUCCUUUGGUAGGAGUAGUCCUGCUAUUCAUGUAAGCAUGCCAACUAUUCCGAUGCCCACUAUAGUUUCUCCUCAACAAGGUGGUACCACAACUGUUGAAACAUCAGAUCAAAGUACCACCCCAACUAUCUCUGAGACACCUCCAGUUACACCAAAUCAGAGCAGUCCCAUAGGUCAGGGUCUGUCUACUCAGAGCAUCCCAACAGGUUGUAGUAAUCCAAUUGCUGAAGGUGAUCUAUCUACUCAAAGCAACUCAAGAGGUCAUACAAACACAGUUGAUACUGAUUCUAGUAGUAACCACUCACGGACCCUUAUUUUUAUAAGUUCUGCAGGGUUGGAACCUUCUAUAAUAUGCUCUAGUUUCAUAACCAAGUCUUUCAGAAAUGAUGUUGAUCCCAAUGGAAUAAAUUGGAAAAGUGUUUCAAACGAUGUAAAAGACGGUUAUUUUGGAGAAUUUAAGGAUGUUUCUAUUAGUGAAAGUAAAGUGAAGAGACACUGGUUGGUCAAGGCCGCUAUAAAAUACAGAAAUUUUAUUUCUAAAAUAAAAGGGGGAGGAGUUAGGCCAGGUUUUGUACCUGAGCAUGUUUGGGAAAGAUGGACACAACUUUGGGGAAGUAAUGAGUCCAAGAAAAAGUCAGAAAUAAAUGCAAAGAAUCGUCGUGGCGGCCGUGAAGUUGCUGCUGGGACUCACACAGGUGGCUCUAUCUCAAUUGGAGAGCAUCGCAAGAAACUUGCUAUUGAAAAGGGUCGAGAUCCAACACCAAGCGAGUUACAUUUACACGUCCAUACGCAUGGUCAUAAUGGUAAAUCUUUUGUUGGCGAACGCUCUCGAAUUGUCCAUGAAAAAUAUGAAGAAAUAUUACGGGAAAAAACAACCUCUCAAUUUGAUAUUGAUCAAUGUGAAGCAUACUACCAAGCUGCCGGGGGAGAAAAGAAGAAAAGAAUAUACGGUCUUGGAUCUGAAGCAAAAACUUACUACGGGCAGAAUCUUUGUGCCUCAUCAUCUGUAGCAACUUCAGUUUCUCAAUCAACAACGACAAGAAAUAUGGAUGUGUUUGUGAAGGAAAUGAUUCCUGCCCUUACUACUCAUUUUCUUCCGGUUAUUAUGGAGCGGCUACAACAAGUGGUUACUCCCAUUGACAAUCCAUCACUUGUGACACCCAUGGUACCUCCUCCUGCUGCUACUAAUGAGGACGAGGUUGAUCCCUUAGUUUCAAGUGAUGAGGGUAUCCCUUAAUUAGUCUCCUUUAGCUUUAAUUUUUGGAUGUUUGUGUUUUUGAAAAGUACAAAUUGUCUGAUAACAAUAGUUGAUGACUUGCUUUUGAUGUUUUGCAGUGAAAGUAUGUGAUUAGGAUUUUGCUAUCUACAGAUUUUGAACCCUCUAAAUAUUAUUUUAUAUGAAUGUUUGUUAUUUUA
Molecule: messenger RNA, 1530 nt
Organism: Solanum stenotomum
Lineage: Eukaryota; Viridiplantae; Streptophyta; Magnoliopsida; Solanales; Solanaceae
Exons: 6
Coding region: 89-1351 (420 amino acids)
Source: RefSeq, a predicted model, not a curated record